This is a messenger RNA of Diaporthe batatas, 1176 nucleotides long. RefSeq lists its product as uncharacterized. Gene Ontology annotation, molecular function: gamma-glutamylcyclotransferase activity. NCBI's taxonomy places the organism in Eukaryota, Fungi, Ascomycota, Sordariomycetes, Diaporthales, Diaporthaceae. The record is from RefSeq and is a predicted model, not a curated record. The transcript is spliced from 2 exons. The coding region runs from base 1 to 1176 and encodes 391 amino acids.
AUGCUAGCCGACCAAGCCCUCAUAACAGCCUCCGACAGGCUUUAUUUCGCCUACGGAACCAACCUCAGCCCGGAGAAGAUGGCCCGCCGCUGCCCGGACAGCAUCUUCCUCGGCAAGGCGACCCUCCGCGGGCACAUGUGGCAGGUCAAUGAGAACGGGCUUGUCAACAUCGUGCGCGUCCCGACAGCGCCGGCGCCCUCAAAGAGAGAGAAAGACGGUAGUAGAGGCAGCAGCAGCAGCAGCAGCAGCAGCAGCCGUACCAGCAGCGCCCGCGGGCGGUCCCGGGACCACCACCGCGGCAUCAAGAACCAUGACCAGGCCGCCGACCCCGGCCCCGUCGUGGAAGGCCUGGUGUACGCCAUCUCCACCUCGGACGAAGAGCGCCUCGACAGCAAGUACAUGGGCAUCCGGAAGGGGCGGCCCGACGGCGCGGCGAGGGAGUGGUACGAGAAGUUUGAGGUCCAGGUGGACUUUGAGCCCGUGAGGGGCAACGUCUUCGCGCGGUGCACCUCGGCCAGCGUCGCCCGGGCGGUCAGGGAGGAGCGCGAGCAGGGCAGGGCCGCCGAGGUCCUCCGCGUGGAGAGGCGGGCUCGGUCGUGGGACGAGGGCCUGGGCGAGGGCGAGAGGAAGCGCCGAGGCUCGGGGCGGAGGGACGGUGGUGGUGGUAGCCGGCGUGGGGCCAGUGUGGGUGCUCCAUCCUCGGCGGCGCCGUCGUCCGCGCUGGCGGUGGGCCACGGCGGGCUGAGGAGCUCCAUCAUGGGCCUCCUCGGCAUCCCUGCCGGCAGGAGGGAGCGGGCUUCCUCGCCGCCGCCGCCGCCGCCUGCCCGGGGCCGCGAUAGGACUGCACCCCGGGUGGUUGGCACGCCUGUCGUGGCGCUGGUGUAUGCCAACACGGUCUACGUGCGGGACGGCGAGAUUAGGGACCAGUACGUGCCGCGCAUGGAGCGGGCUGUGGCCGACGCGCUUGCUUUGGGCGUUUCGAGGGAGUUUGUUGAGAAGAGCAUUGCCCCCUUUAUUCCUGAGGUCUGGGAGCUCCGUUCGGGUUGGAAGUCGUCACGGAGGAAGUCAUUGGUGGGAGGCGAGGAUGGUCUCGAGAAGGACCAGGGCCGGCGGGAGGUCGAGCGCAUGAGGAGAAGGCGCCGGGACAGUGGUGUGGAUGGGCGCAAUGAAUACUAA